Molecule: messenger RNA, 474 nt
Organism: Symbiodinium necroappetens
Lineage: Eukaryota; Dinophyceae; Suessiales; Symbiodiniaceae
Source: the annotation of a GenBank genome assembly
AUGCUCGGGGAGGUCGAUGCAGCAUGCAAUCAGACCCCAGUGCAGAGGAGCCACCGGGACUUUUGCAAAGCACUGGCAGAGGAGACGAUGGAGGUUCUCGCGCGAGGUUGGUACAUGACCGACACUGCAGACGAUCCCGUCGACAUUUCUGCGGCCCUUGAUCGCGCAAUGGAGGUGACGGAGGAGACGUCCUUGCAGGCAUUGUACAGGAUCGCCGAGGAAGCGAAGGUGGAGACGAUAAAUCAGGGCUUCAAUGCUCCAAUGCUGCUAUCGGUGGAUCUGUCUGCCACCAUGCUGCUGAACUUCGCCAGCGCCAAGAAUCCAGGCGUGUCCAUCAACACAGACUUCCUUCUUGAGAUCUCGAUAGCUUGGGUGGAUCCAUGGUGGGCAGUUCGAGACUCGUUUCUGCGAGGGACUUUUCAGGCAUUGCUUUCAUCAGUGGCCGUCUCACUGGCUUUCUCAGUUCUCAACUGA